AGCCAAUCCAAUAUCAAGUCCCCAUGUCUUGCUCAUUAUUUUAUUUUUUUCGUGCCUGUCGUUGAAAAUGAAAAGUUAAAAGAAUAAAAGUGGACAAAUAAAUAAUAUUUCAUGUGCGGAUUUCAUUAUUAAAGUUAUUAAAAUCAUGGAAAAGAACCAAGUUUUUAUCUUAACCACAAUUAAAGAAUCAUAAUUUGCAGCAUUUAAACAACUAGAAAAACAUAAUAAUCCCUUACAAUUGUAGUUGAUUAAAAGUGUUUCCUUAUUUCUUCUAUUGAUUCUUAAAAACAAUGAAUCCAACUUGCAACAACGGCGGAGACAGCAACGGAGCAAAUAUGGGCAAUAAUGGAAUCUCAAACGGCUCAGUGAAAAAUCGAAUAUGCCGUGACUUUGUCCGUGGUAUAUGUCGCCGAAAACAUUGCCGAUAUCCCCAUGUUGUGUCACCCGAUUUAGUAGUCUUUUGUCACGACUACCAGAAUUCAACAUGCACCAGAGUCAACUGCAAAUUCUUGCACUACACUAUCCAGGAACAGGAGUAUUACAAGGACCAUGGGGAGUUUCCACCAGAGGUCGCCGAAGAUAACCAAUUGCCGUGCAACGAGUACGCAAUGUAUGGGCGAUGUCGCCACAAGGAUUGUUACAUGGUCGAUAAAGUACAAUCGACUCCAUCAAUGAGGGUCAUGGACCGCAUGGAUCGCCCACCAGUAUCGUCUUGGAAUCAUACGGAAUACAGGGAUGUGAUGGGUCGCCAAGGGGGGCAUAUUAAUGGCUAUGGAGCUAAUUGUGAUGAUUUUCCAUCCAUGAAGCGCCCAGCGAAUGUUGAUUCUCUCGAAAAUUCAGCAGCAUACAAACGUUUUAGGGAAGAUAUCGAGCGAAUCGAUAUAGUGGCAUUAGUUCGACGAUUUGAAGAAGAACACGUUAUGCUAAGGAGGCGUGUGGAAGCAAAUGAAAUAAAAAUUGCCGAACUUCGAGCUUCAAAUGAGUACUUGUUGGCCCAGAAUGCACAACUGCGACUCACCAAUGUUCAAUGCUCGGCGGUUGUCAAUCCAGUCACUAUGACACAAACAACUUCACAACAACAAACCCAACUUAUUGGUGGGGUUUCCAUUGCGCCCGUACAAGUUCAAGCUACACCUAUCGUAAGCAUUGCAACUCCGCAGACACAAAUUAUAACAUCGAGCGGUACUCCGCUUGCCAUCGCUGCCAACACUUCACAGGGACAGCAGUUGGCAAUAUCACAACAGAAUAUUACAUCUCUAUCGAAUACCAAUCAGCAACUUGCCCCGACCCAUGCGCAACAGAUUCUAGGUACAUCUCAAAUAACUUUAACGCCAGCCAUGGCCCAAGGGCUGACUAUAAAUACGUCGCAAGCUCUAGCCAUGUCGAAUGCAUCCCAACCCAUAAUUUCUUACCCUAUUAUGACACACAGCAUACUGCCACACUAAAAGAACUACUCAUGCGCCCUGCAGUUAAUCGCCACUAAUCCACUAUCAGUUUUCAAUUAUUUCCUCUUUAAAGAUGUAUCUUGAAAAACAUGUCAAAGUCUUUAAAAUAGUAGGCCAAUGAAUUUAAAACUACCUUUUAGUUAAUAAAAUUGUGUGUGUUGAA
This is a messenger RNA of Eupeodes corollae, 1608 nucleotides long. Its product is annotated as zinc finger CCCH domain-containing protein 10-like. NCBI's taxonomy places the organism in Eukaryota, Metazoa, Arthropoda, Insecta, Diptera, Syrphidae. The record is from RefSeq and is a predicted model, not a curated record. Gene Ontology annotation, molecular function: metal ion binding. The transcript is spliced from 2 exons. The coding region runs from base 291 to 1445 and encodes 384 amino acids.